CCGACAAGCACCCAAGUGACAAUAUCUCAAAGUUUAAGUUUACAAUUCAAUACAACAAAUCAAAAUGUUCCGCAUUAUCGCUGUGAUCUUUGCCCUGUUCGCGAUGACUUUUGCUGCUCCUGGUUACAUUGAGCCCUCUUACGGAGUGGUUCCUGUGGCUCAUGUGGUUCCCGUGGCUCAUGUGGUGCCCGUGGUGAAGCACAUUCCGGUGGUGAAGCAGGUCCCGGUGGUGCACCAUGUUCCGGUCGUGAAACAUGUCCCCGUGGUUCAGCAUGUCCCCGUUCUGAAGUCCUACGGUGUGUCCACCUACGGACACCAGAUCUACCACGGUUAGGUCUAUGAAAAACCAUUAUUGAUAUCAACUCGGCAUGAAUAAACUACUUACCAAAUUACAAAGAAUA
Drosophila rhopaloa is the source of this 401-nucleotide messenger RNA. Its product is annotated as A-kinase anchor protein 14-like. The record is from RefSeq and is a predicted model, not a curated record. NCBI's taxonomy places the organism in Eukaryota, Metazoa, Arthropoda, Insecta, Diptera, Drosophilidae. The transcript has 2 exons. The coding region runs from base 65 to 334 and encodes 89 amino acids.